This is a messenger RNA of Cottoperca gobio, 1825 nucleotides long. It is a transcript of the gene psmd5, whose product is annotated as proteasome 26S subunit, non-ATPase 5. Gene Ontology annotation, biological process: proteasome assembly. Lineage: Eukaryota; Metazoa; Chordata; Actinopteri; Perciformes; Bovichtidae. Gene Ontology annotation, cellular component: cytosol. The record is from RefSeq and is a predicted model, not a curated record.
UGCGUCAUAGCGCUGGGCGUCAACCACGUAAUUUAUGACGUAGAAGAAGAAGUCGGCGGAUUCCCCAAACAUUGAGAGUCAUGGCGGAUUCUAUUGAGACUUUACUAGAAGAAAUCUCCGGCGUUGAAGAUCCAAUCGAAGAGCUCCAGUGUUUAAAAACGGCGUUAUUAUCGAUCCCUCUGCGGGCGCUGAGAGACGCAGUGAGCGGCCAGCGCUUCAAUGUGAUCUUCUCUCUGUUGCACUCAGACGACAGGGAGCAGGUUGAUCUCUGCGUGGUCAUCCUUGAACGCAUCUUAAUGUCCCUGGGCCCCGUGGCGCUGGCCCAGAGCUACAGAGUGGAGCUGCAGGGAGGCCUGACUCAUCCGAAUGAAACCGUUAAGAUACUGGCCUUGACGCAGAUUGGGAGAAUCGUGGAGCACCCCGACGCUGCCACAGAAAUCCUCAACAACCACGACCUUCUUGGAGCGGUGAUCCGCUGCAUUGGAGAAGAGAAGAUGGCCGUGGCCAAGCAGGCCAUCCAGUCGCUGUCCAAACUGAGUCACUCCAAGCCGGGCUUAGACAAACUGUUCCAGAGCGACCUGCUGAAGGUUAUGAAGGACGUGAUGGCCACAAGUGACAUCAUCAGAUACAGAAUAUAUGAGCUGGUGGUGGAAAUCUCGUCUAAAUCUCCCAUUUCCCUCGGUUACUGUGCCAAGAGCAGCUUCAUCGCUCAGCUGCUUGGAGAACUCACAGGAAAGGAUGUAUUGAUCCGAGCCACAGCCAUUGAGAUGGUGACCUCUCUCGCUCAGACUCAGCAUGGCCGCAAGUAUCUGGCCCAGCAGGGUAUAAUGGACAAAGCGUCCAACAUGAUCAGAGGAGCAGAGACUGACUCUCUCUCCUCCCUCUACCUUCCUGGUUUGGUGAAGUUCUUUGGAAACUUGGCCAUUAUGGACAGCCCGCAGCAGGUUUGUGAAACGUACCCGAUCUUCCAGAACAAAGUGUUUGAGAUGGCUCUGGACCCGGACCCUGCGAUGAUCGGCGUGGCUCUGGACACGUUGGGCUUACUUGGAGCUACUGUGGAGGGGAAGCAGGUCUUUCAGAAAACAGGGGAAAAGUUCAAGGCUGUGCUUUUAAGAAUGAGCCAGCACGCCAGCGCCGGAGCCACAGAGCUCAGAGUGCGCAGCUUGGACGCCAUAUCACAACUCCUCACUCUACAGCCCGAGCAGCAGACAGAAGACCUCUUGGCGCUGACUGAGUCCUGGUUCCACCUUUUGUCUAACCAGCCCAUGGAGAUGAUCCGCACCAUCAGCACGCAGCCGUUCCCAGAGCUGCAUUGUGCAGCCAUGAGCAUCUUCACUGCCAUUUCCACUCAGCUGUGGGGUCAGAAGUUAAUGAUCAGCACUCCCAGCUUCAUGGAGUUUGUUUUGGAUCGCUCUGCGGGUCAGACAAAGGAUGCGAAGGAUGCUAAGUUUGAACUGGUGAGGUCACUGGUGGGUUCAUCGACGGCAGCAGAGAUCCUGGGCAGCCAGCAUUACAUCCGUCUGAAGAGUUAUCUCCGGGAGGGACCGUACUACGUCUCAGCCGUGGCCGCAGUCUGCACAGAACGAGCAGAAUGAUUCAAACUCUCAGAUACACUUCGGGGGGGGUUCUGGUUAAUGCUUAAGUAAAUGGUAAGUGCCUGAGUUACUAACUGUGGGUUAUUAUACUCUGCUAUAAUAAACUCUCAUAAACACACAACCAGCUCUGAUAAAUCAGGACACGGAGCUCCGUUCAUUUAAACUUCCUGAGUUUUACAACAUAAAUUGAUAAAAAUGCUUCUGAAUAAAAUGCUACGUUUCCAAACAUG